Molecule: messenger RNA, 1264 nt
Organism: Triticum urartu
Lineage: Eukaryota; Viridiplantae; Streptophyta; Magnoliopsida; Poales; Poaceae
Source: RefSeq, a predicted model, not a curated record
GCAGCAUGCAAGAUUAUCUGCCAAAGGCACAACACAGGAUGUGUGCUACACAUAUAUGCUAACUGGAGAAAAAAGCAUAGAGAGCAUGCUCUACAGAAGAAGUUUUGGGCUAUAGCAAAGGCUGCAAACAGAGAAGAUUUCAUGUAUAGAAAAGCAAAGUUAGCUCAAGACACACCUGAAGGGGCAAUGGACAUAAUGAAAACAGAGCCUAAGCAUUGGGCAAGAGCUUUUUUCCCUGUUGGUUCACUAUGUGACUCAGUGGACAAUAACCUCUGUGAGUCAUUCAACAAUGCAAUCAUUGAGGCCAGAUUCUAUCCUUGCAUAUCUAUGUUGGAAAAGGUUAGACAGAAAAUGACAAAGAGGGUACAAGAAAACAGAGAAAAAUCUGAGAAGUGGACUAACAAUCCAAUUUGCCCAAAUAUCUUUAAAAAGCUUAAGGUGAGCAUCAAAUUGACUCAAUUUUGUGACGUGCUCUGGAAUGGGAAAGAGGGAUUUGAGGUUAAGCAUGUCAGUGGAAGAGGAAGGACCUAUACAGUAAAUUUAGAGAAGAGGACAUGCUUUUUGGGUACUUACAGCUUGCAGGCCUACCUUGCUGCCAUGCUAUAAGUGCUAUAUAUAAGUCUGGUAGAAGAAUUGAAGAUUUUAUUGAAAAGUGUUACUCAGUUGAGCAGUUCAAGAAAAUAUAUGAGCAUUGUUUGCAACCAGUUGAAGGUGAGGAAAGGUGGCCUAUUUCUCAGAAUCCCAGACCACAAGCUCCAGGAUAUGUUAGCAUGCCUGGUAGGCCUAGGAAGAAUGACAGGAGGAGGGAAGAAGGAGAAGCACCAAAAGGAAAUAAGAUGUCAAAACAUGGGAUUAAGAUAACUUGCAGUAUGUGUGGCAGCAAAGGCCACAAUAAGACAGGUUGCCACAAAAAUCCAGAAAAAGGGAAGAAAAAGAAUGCCUUUUUGAAGAAAACAGGGAGGAAAAUGAAGGAAACUGAGCAAGCACACACUGAUGCUCAGAUCAGAGCAAGACAACAGGAUAACUGCAAAGGAAAAGCAACUGGCCAAGCAAGUGGAGAGAAGAGGGAGAUUCCUAAAAAACAUAAUUUGCAAGCCAAGAAAAAAGCAAAGAAGUGAUCCUGCUAGACUUGUGCUUUCUGGUCAUGUUAGUAUGUCAGUAUUGUUAAACUGGUCAUCUGUCCUGUUUGGUUGAACUUAUGGUUUAGUCCUUUUGGUUGAACUACUGGUGUAUGCACUAUUAUUUGUGUUGAACUUGACCUGGA